UCGAUUCCAUUUCAUUAUAAAUUGGAUUUUUACCAUUUGUUUUUUUUCAAUUAAAUGGGUACAUUUAUCAACAGAAAUGACAAGAUUAAAUCUGGCUGGUCAACGUUUUCGUGUGGGAUUCAAUGUUGGUGUACCAUUUUUGCGUAUGGAUGGUUGGAAUGAAACUAACCAUUCAUAUGAAAAUUUCGAUGGAAUCGAUUCAUGGAUCAUACGAAUAUUGGCUGAUUAUUAUAAUUUUACAUUUGAACUAAGUGAUUGUCAUGGUCAAUAUGGAAUGCAAAUUGAAAAUGGUACAUGGACCGGUAUAAUCGGACGAUUAGUACGUAAUGAAUUAGAUAUCGGUAUUGGUGGUGUUUUAUUAUCACCAGAACGUUCGAUAACGGUUGGUUUCCUGAAACCACAUUGGAUAACACAUUAUACGUAUGCUACAACCAGAACCACACAUGAAACGGAUUUAUUUACAUUUUUACGUCCAUUUCAAACCAAUGUUUGGUAUUGUUUACUUGUUUCACUUUUAAUCAUCUGGAUUAUUGAUCAAAUUUCCAAUCAUUUUAUCAAUAAUUGUGGUUUAAUUGUAAUCACAUUAUUUCUAUUGAUACAACAACCAUAUCAUAAACAACAACAUUUGAAUAUAACCAAGAAAUUAUGGUUAAUCAUAAUGGCAAUAUCAAGUUUAAUUCUUGUGAAUCUUUAUUCUGGUAAUCUUAGUUCAAUGCUCACCAUACCAGAAAUAAUGGAAAUCAAUAGUAUUGAUAAAUUGGCUAAUGCAUGUCAAUCUGGUCAAAUUAUACCAUUAGUAUUGCAAAAUAGUAAUGGUCUAAAAGUUUUACAACAAAAUCAUCAUCAUUCAAAUGAACAAUUGAUAGCUAUACGAAAUACAUUUGAAAUAGUGAAAAAUUAUGACGAAGGAUUCAAUAUGAUUACCAAUGCAUUUGUUAAUGAACAAAAACCAUUAGCAUUAUUGGGCGUUCGUGAAAGAUUAUUAUUUGGCCAGUUAAAAUAUGGUUAUUAUUUACCACCAGAAAAUGAUGAAACAUUCUUUUUUUCAUCAUAUUUUGCUAUGGUCACCAGCGUAUCGUUUGAAUAUCGAAAACAAUUUGAUAUGAUCUUAUUACUACUAAAAGAAUGUGGUUUCAUUAAUCAUUGGCGGAAUAGAGAAAUUCAUGUGGCUAAAAUACAAUAUUGGCAAUCACAAACAACAAUAUUAUGUCAAAAUGAUGAUGAUAAUAAUCGUAUUCAAUUCAUAUCAUAUACAUUGAAAGAUUUUUCCAUCAUUUUUAAACUUCAUUGGCUAGGAAUGAUAUUGUCUAUAUUUAUGUUGAUUAUAGAAAUUUUCCAUCAAAUACAACAACAACGGUCAAUAAUAAAAUGUGUGUGUGUGUGUGUCUGUGAUGUAUAAUUUCCAUAUAUAAUUUUUAUUUUUAAUUCUUGUGAAUAUAUAUUACAAUUCUCUUCCGCUCUUCUUGAAAUAAAUGAUGAUGAUGAUGAUGAUGAUGAUGAUAAUUAAAUUCCGUAUUUAACUGUUUGGUACAUAAUUAUCAAUGAAUAUAUAUAAUUAUAUUCCAUAUAUAUCCAAGGUUUUUAUUGAUCGAAUUUCUUUGAAUAUUGCGCACCAUUCAUUAUCAUCAUCAUCA
Dermatophagoides farinae (American house dust mite) is the source of this 1634-nucleotide messenger RNA. RefSeq names its product glutamate receptor ionotropic, delta-2. The record is from RefSeq and is a predicted model, not a curated record. Gene Ontology annotation, molecular function: ligand-gated monoatomic ion channel activity. NCBI's taxonomy places the organism in Eukaryota, Metazoa, Arthropoda, Arachnida, Sarcoptiformes, Pyroglyphidae. Gene Ontology annotation, cellular component: membrane.